AUAUAAUUAUGUACAACGGAGAAGGUGCGAGAACAAACCACUUAAACCUGCAAUUUACUCAACAAGUCCUGCAGAUAACUGUAAUUGCUUAGUUGAAUAUUCGACAACCUAAUUUCAGUUGUCGAUUCGCUGCCCUUGGGAAAGUCCUUUGAAGUGAAAGUGAAAAGGGGGAUUUCAGAAAAGUAAUUAAUUUCACCAAGCGCGAUUAGAAACACUUCAGACCUCCUCGGCAUUUGCGUAUUUACGACAAAAUGCCACAAUAUCAGAAAAUUAAAGAAGACAUUCUUUACCUCUUGUCGUCUUACACACUACUUUUCAAUGCCAGUGCCACCCAUGGGGAAGGGAAGGGGCAGGCGGAGAGACACUGGCGAGGAUGAAAGGUGAGAAAAGUGGAGUGAUACACAAGCAGAUUCAAGCUGUUCUGAUUGUCAAUUAAACAAACGAAACAGAGAGGAAGAGGCGAAUAGGCGUGUUUUAAAUAAGGGUGAGCUUGUGCGUGUUUUUUUUUUUUAUUAAGCUCUCCGGUUCAAUGCAAGUUGAGACUGAACUUCAUCAACAUGCACCUGUGUGCUGCUGUCACUUUCAUCUGUCAGUGCGCUAGUGAGGGGCUCGUACACGCUGCCAUCCUCAGGUAUUCCAGGUAGGCUACAUCCCUCGCUGAAGUAGCCUAAAGAAGUUAAUUAAUUUAAUUGAACUAAAUUCCGACCUGACAAGUUGGUCAUUGGAAUGAAUAGAAUGAAUAUGAAGCUAAAGAGUCCGAACAACACCGAGGUCACCGCUCUGAAUAAAAAAAAAAACUCAUGGAAUAAAUAAAGAUAUAUAUAAUAGGAAACGCGCUUUCCCUUCAAACAGGGUGGGCUUUUUUCUGGAGUAGUCUGCGUGUUCGGCACAACCGCGCAUGCGCCAGUGGCACUUUCACUACCUGCCACACAAUCCUGUAUUUCACAUGGGGCAAGCGGGAGUUCUCAUUCACUUGCGUAAACGCUGCAGCUGAGUGGUGGUUGACAGUCUCCGGCGACACGAGGAAAACAAGACAGCGUACUUUUUUUUUUUUUUACCUCUCCUCUUUGCUAAAGGCGUAUCACUAAUGGAUGCCAAUAUGAAGCAGAAAACAUAAGUUGAGCACUCAUAAGGACGCUGCCACUUGUACUUUACGGAAGAUCCUCAACGGUGGGAUGAAGAACUGAAGCCUUAGAGAGUUUGUGCCAACAUGUCUAAACCAAUGGAUCACGUUAAACGCCCGAUGAAUGCUUUCAUGGUUUGGUCCAGAGCCCAGCGCAGAAAGAUGGCUCAGGAGAACCCGAAAAUGCACAACUCCGAGAUCAGCAAACGAUUGGGAGCGGAGUGGAAACUUCUCACCGAGUCUGAGAAAAGGCCAUUCAUUGACGAAGCCAAACGACUGCGAGCGAUGCACAUGAAGGAACACCCAGACUAUAAAUACAGACCGAGGCGGAAGCCCAAGACUCUGAUGAAAAAAGAUAAGUUUUCUUUCCCUGUGCCAUACAAUCUCGGGGAGCACGACGCACUCAAAGUUAACGGGCUUUCUGCAGGAGCACUUUCCGAGUCCAUCAUGGGAAACCCUGAUAAGGCAGCAGCGGCUGCAGCGGCCGCAGCGGCGAGGGUAUUCUUCAACCCGGCCAUGUCUACGAACCCCUAUUCCUUUUUCGACCUAGGAUCCAAGAUGACUGAGCUUUCCCCACCUUCUUUUCCAUACGCGUCCCCGUUGGGCUACCCGCCGGGAGGCGCCACGGCUUUCACCGGGACUGGCGGUGUAGGUGGCGGGACGCACGCCCACACUCACUCACAUCCGUCCCCGGGAAACCCAGGCUACAUGAUCCCUUGUAACUGUACUGGCUGGCCCUCAGCAGGACUCCAGCCGCCCUUAGCAUACAUCCUGCUCCCUGGGAUGGGAAAACCUCAACUUGAACCGUACCCUGCAUAUGCGGCAGCAUUAUGAUAGGCCCACUUUGGACUAAUACGAAAAUGAAAUGUGAAAACAAAAACAAAAAAAGCUAUUCAUGCAAGAGUUUUAUUAUGCAUGCACAAACUUGUACAUGUGAUGAAGUGCUCGUCGUCUCAGAUAUCACAUGUGUAUGUAUAUUGAUUAAUACCUUUAUCUAAGGUAAUGCUUAUUUAGAGAACUCUCUAAUCUAUUAUUACUCAGCCAUCACCUCUCACAGCCCAGAGGGAAAGGACUAAAGGAUGGCAGAAAUGCACAAAUUUGAGAGGAAAAGGGUAUCCGAGUAGUUUGCUCUUGUGAAAACCACUUUUGAAAGGUACACUAUUCGAUUUCUAUCUUGCACCUGUUGGAAUCAAGGGCAGCAUAUACAAAGAGCAUAUUAAUAGCAGAAUUAGGCUACUGUCUCAACAUUUCUCCCCUCUUGAACUGACUGUAAAUGUGUACAGAUAAAAAUGAUUCUAGUUUAUUUGCCGUUAUAGGCUUAGUGUUUGAGAUAGGGCCAGGAACCUACGUAUUUCCCUAGAAAUCCGGUGUAUAUUUUGAGUUUUUAAACAGUUUUAUAGAUGUCUGUAAUAUUUAUUGUUUAGUGGAAUCUAUGGUGACCCAGGCAAUUUUAAAAAGGACAAGACUAGUUCUGUAAUAUUUGCACAUGAAACGUAGAGGAUGUAAUUUAUUUUGAAGGUGAUGUUCAAUUUCAGUACUUUGCAACUUUCGGGGUUUGUUACAUCAAACCGUAUUUUCCCUCCCAGCAGUAAAAACAAGUUUCAGUUUAAAUGCAGAAGUUUAUUCACGGGGUUUUAUCAUUUCUUGAUCCCUCACCCUCCCACUCCUCCUAUCAUGUGCAGCAGAAAAAAAAACGUUUUUAACUAACUCUUAUGGAAUUUGUAUGUUUUGUGUUUUCUUUAACCUCCGUUAUGUACUUCAAUCUAUUGCUACUGUUCACUUGUUGAGCAAAGGACUACAAUAAAGCGUAUUCGGAUUAAACGGAA
Molecule: messenger RNA, 2949 nt
Organism: Micropterus salmoides (largemouth bass)
Lineage: Eukaryota; Metazoa; Chordata; Actinopteri; Centrarchiformes; Centrarchidae
Gene: sox21b
Product: SRY-box transcription factor 21b
Exons: 2
Coding region: 1211-1957 (248 amino acids)
Biological process (GO): regulation of DNA-templated transcription; cell differentiation; anatomical structure morphogenesis
Molecular function (GO): DNA-binding transcription factor activity, RNA polymerase II-specific; RNA polymerase II cis-regulatory region sequence-specific DNA binding
Source: RefSeq, a predicted model, not a curated record